Maylandia zebra (zebra mbuna) is the source of this 3805-nucleotide messenger RNA. NCBI's taxonomy places the organism in Eukaryota, Metazoa, Chordata, Actinopteri, Cichliformes, Cichlidae. The record is from RefSeq and is a predicted model, not a curated record.
AUCGCGAGGUUAGCCAGUCGGCGUGAAUGUGGCUGCUACUUUCCGCGGGCAGGAAGGACCUAACUCAGCACACUCUCCUGCAAGUGUGCUGAAGACUAUGCAAAGGUUGUACUUAGAACUAAAUUAAAUUUACUUAAUCUCUACCCAACAUCGUUUUAGACGUAGAUCAAAGUUUUAUUUAUACCCCGAAGGGUCUGGAAUAUAUGGACGCUAACGUUAGCUCGCUAGUUAAGAGACAUUUCAGUGAAAAUCGUCCGUAUUUCCCCUGAAAGAAACAAAAUGUCCGCGGAGCACAGAGCAAGCUGGAUACUGACAGGCACCGUGGUCGCUUGUGUCGCCGCUCUGUAUGUGCCCUGUGUGCAGAGGACGGUCCCCGGUGGAGACUCAGGAGAGCUGAUCACCACUGCUUGUGAGCUGGGGGUGGCCCAUCCUCCAGGAUACCCACUCUUCACUCUACUGGCUCACAUGGCUAUGCGUCUGCUGCCCUCACUCUCUCCAGCCCACAGCGUUAACCUGAUGAGUAGCCUCCUGGGGGCUGCAGCUUGUGGUGGCUUCUGCAUUACUGUCUGCAGGUUGGCAGGUCCUGGUCCUGGAGCAGUGCUGGCUGGUGGGCUGUUCGCUGUGUCCAGACUCAGCUGGCAGUGGUCCAUGGUGGCAGAGGUCUUCACCCUCAAUAACCUUUUUAUUGGCCUUCUCUUCUUCUUGACCGCCAGCUUCCGCUGUGCUGAAAAUGCCACGCAGAGGAAGAAGAUUGCACACUGGGGGGCAUUAUGCUGUGGCUUGGGGCUCUGUAACCAGCACACACUGGUGCUGUAUGUGUUGGUCAUCAUUCCUUGGGUCCUUUACCGACUGUGCUCUCAAAAGGAGCUGUCUUUGCGUGGCCUUGUAUCUCUGGGAUUCUGUUUCCUCGCUGGCUUCCUGCCGUACAUCUACCUGCCGAUUUCAUCCUACCUCAACACAGCCCGCUGGAGCUGGGGUGACCAGACCACCCUGUCGGGUCUGUUGACCCACCUGCUGCGAGCUGAAUAUGGCACAUUCUGUCUGGCAAAGACAGAAAGCUCGGUUAACCUGACCACAAUGCUGCAGGCUCAGUUGGACCACUCCCUGGCAGAACUUUCACUUCCUGUCUUGGUACUGGCAGGAAUGGGCUUUGCGCUCUCCUCAUUGGACAGGAGGUGUCGCUCAGUGUCCUGGCUGUUAACUGUCAUGCUGGUGGUCUACUCGCUGUUUUUUGCAUGGAGAGCCAACCUGGACAUUAGCAGACCCUUACUGCUCGGAGUGGUUGAGCGUUUCUGGCUCCAGAGCGAUGCUGCAGUGUGUGUGCUGGCAGGCCUCGGCUUGAGCUGGACUCUAGCUGGGCUGGAGAGGAGGCUGGGCUAUGGGGGGUUGUGGAAGACCACAGGCUGGGUCUUCACUGCAGCUCUGCUGGCACAUAUGGUGCACACCAAUCACAGGGAGUGUGAUCAGAGUGGGAACACUGUGGUGGAGAGGUUUGGCAGGGAGCUUCUGGCCUCCUUCUCCAAAGACUCAAUCAUCCUGACCAGAGGAGAUCUGCCUGGAAAUUCUCUGCGAUACCUGCACUACUGCCAGGGCGUACGGCCUGAUGUACGCCUGGUUGAUCAGGAGAUGAUGACAUAUGCUUGGUAUGUGGCCAAGCUGGCACAGCACCACCCUGGGAUCCACUUUCCCGGCCGCUGGUGGGACCCGGUCAACCCCGAGGAGAAAGGCACCUUCAGUCUCGAUCAAUUUCUGUCCCGCAACACGCAGAGGGAUGUGUUUGCCUGCAUCGGGCUUCCUGAUGGAGACCUGAGCUGGGAACACAGUUAUUCCCGCUGGCCCCUGGGUGUGUGUGACUACUUAGCGCCCGUUCAGAAGCAGUUUCACCCUGAAGAGUGGGCUCAUCGUACACGCAAUAUCUAUAACUGGAGUGAUCCACACAACAGUUUCCAUCCUGCAUCCUGGGAGCGUGUUGCUAAUGAAGAGAUGUGGCAAGCCAGGAUGAAGACGGCUUUCUUUCUGUUUGACCUGGCUGAAAGGAUGCAGGGAGAGGGGAAAGCUCGCCUCUUUGAGCUGUCUUACACUCUAUAUAAGGAGAUUGUUGAGGCCCACUCCGACUAUCCUCCAAACUGGGACAAGAACCUGGCUCUGGCUUGCGAGAGGCUGCUCCGCUCCGGUCACAGGGGUUACAGUGCAGACAGCCUACUGACCUGCAGUGUCCAGCACUUCAGUCUUUACUUAGAGAAGGAUCCCACUGAUCCCCAGGCACCCGCCAUCCGCUCAGCCAUUACUCACCUGCUCCAAGAGAGAGACAGAUUCCGACAGAGCCGGAGGCAAACCCCAUAAGAUCCACGGAGCUGGAACAAUGGAAAUUAUGGCUGAGCCAAUGUGCCUCUUUGUGUGGUUUUAAGGUGACGCUCUAUGUGGAUCAAGACUGGUGCACUGGUGUUAAGUUUGGCUAAAUGUACUGUGCCAAAUUGGACUUGUAUGUCAGAAUUUGAAAUGAAGGGAAAUGCUGGUGGAUAAGUUCUUGUUUGAAGUUACCAAACAGAGCUAACACUGUGCUACGUCUCAUUUGAUGAAUGUUUACAGUUGACCAGCGGCAGGGCAUGACUUUAGGAAGCCCUGCCUGACCUCAAUCAAGCUCUGCACGCUUCUCUUAAAGUCACCCAUUCAAUUGCUUUAUCGUUACAUCUCGUUCCCCCCCCCCUUUUUUUUUUUCCUAUUCUGCUCUCAGAGCUUUUAACGUGCUGAUUAUUCUGCCUCAGCCUCUGCUCUACUUCUUUUUCUCACAUUAGGAUGGCAAGACCGAGAUUGAGGGAAACCCAAUUUGGGGGCAGAAAUGGGGGAUUAGAGCGGCUGUUUAAUCUAGGACAGACUUGUGCUGUGCCACGCAGCCUCACUCCACAUCAGUGGCAGCCCUACACACCCACCCACCCUUCUAUCCUUCCAUCAGUCUAUCUUAGAUGGUCCUUUAAAUGUUUAAAACUAAUGGAUUCGAUGAGUGCUUUUUUACCCCCCCCCCUCUCUCUCUUCCUUCCUAACAUGAGGGCGGUAAUCCCUCUUGGAUUUAAAUGAAAUGUGAAAUGUCACAAUGCCAGGGACCCUUUUAGAGGUGCGUUCGUGCGUGUGCCCAUGUGGGCAUCUAUGUUGAUUUGGGUCUGCAUGUGUGUGAGAACAUGCUUAAAUCUCCACUCAGCCCCCUCUCCUUGCCAGAAUUGCUCAUAAACCUAUUCGAUAAACAGAUCGGCACACUGAAAAGCAAAAUGCUUUGAUCAUUAGAGAGACACAAAGUCAUGGAAAGUUCACGGACAAACGCAGAUACGCAAGAUUUUCAAUACUCGACUCACAGAAAAAUGGAAUCUCAGGUCUGUGAAUGUCGGGAAGAGGUGCCGUCAAACUUAGUCUGACUGGACCGGGGUUGUUUGAAGAACACCCCUGAAGUACGCCCUUGUAUCUGACGCAUCAGUUACACACUGUUUUUAAAAAUGUUAGUGUUGAUGUUAAUGAACCUCGUGCCAUGAAAUUUGUUGUGCAGAGGUCAAAUCAGCAUUUUGCCAUAAGCUUUAUAAAACGUUUCCGAAGAAGCCUGCUGUUUGAGAUACCAGCGGAAAGCGAGGGACAGUGAGUGCAUGUGCAGUUUUCUCCGAAUGUAAUCUGCCCUCUGUGUUCGCAGGCCUGGUUAGCGGCUGUCAGCUGGCUGGAUGAUGAGGUUCGACCUGCUGUAGCGCAGAUGGUUUGGUUUCACAUAAAAACAAGGGGGAAACUGUCAUUCUGCUUUCUACAGAUUAAAAUAUUUCAAUAAAGA